UUAGCCCAAAGUAGUGUCGUUCAUCAAUGAAAGCUGGUUAGAAAUGCUUUAUUUUUCUUUUUCUUCUGCUCUUAUACCCAUUCUAACCUAUUCCGAGAUGCAUUAGAGACAAACGAACGUAAUAAGACAGACAUUUGUGCAGCAGAAAAUGAUACAGACUGUUAUUACCACCAUAACCAUAUGGAGUUGGACUCAGGCGCAUGUGUUAAACGAAGGAGACCACUGUUCACUGGCACAGUCGUGUCUGCAUGACGGCGCCGAGGCUCGCGGCGUCGACGGCGAUGGCCGUACCGUCCGCCUCUUCCUCGACUCCUGCGACUUGCACGAGUACAACUGCGACCACGGCACAAAUUUUCAGUUAAUAACUGUAACAAGCCCGUGUACAGAAGAUGAACUUACGGAGAAUAUGGAAACCGUUACGGAAAAUACAGAAGUUGUACAUUUACAAGACUCGGAUCAGACUCCAGACGCGGAUGAUUAUAAUUCCGUGAAAUUGCAUCGCGAUGAUAACAAUGUCGAUGAAGAGGGUCCACAGGAUAUUCAAAAACUAGACUUAAAAGAAUCGUAUUACAAAAGAAUUAAAAACAAGAACGCUGUUCAAAACUGA
Molecule: messenger RNA, 607 nt
Organism: Cydia amplana
Lineage: Eukaryota; Metazoa; Arthropoda; Insecta; Lepidoptera; Tortricidae
Exons: 4
Coding region: 149-607 (152 amino acids)
Source: RefSeq, a predicted model, not a curated record